AUGCUUCAAAAGCAAUCUCUUCUCCGGGCUCUCGCCGCCGAUGAACACAACCAAACCAGCUUUCUUCAAAAGUUCGUCCAAGCCGCUUCUCCAAACCCCCCUGGAGACACAAUAAAAGCAACAGCAGUCAUCGGAGAGUAUUUAUCCAGCAAGAAAAUUCAUUACGAACUCGUCGACGUCAACGGGAGCGGCAAAAUAAAUGUAAUCAGCGACUUUCAAGGCGGAAAAGGUCCUGGUCCACGCGUCGUGCUGAACGGUCAUGUCGAUGUCUUUCCUGUCGGGAACGGUGCCGGGUGGUCUCGAGAUCCAUGGUCAGGCGAUAUUGUCGAUGGAAGACUUCAUGGACGUGGAGUCGUGGACAUGAAGUCUGGGACUGCUUCGCUGAUCAUUGCAUACGCUUUCUUGUAUGAGCGUCGCCAUCUCCUUUCGGGUAGUGUUGCUCUCUGCGCUGUAGCAGACGAAGAGACUGGUGGGAAAUGGGGAACCAAGUAUCUUCUUGAACAGGACAAGCCCCGAUGGGGUGGUGAUCUCAUGCUAUGUGCUGAGCCAGGUGGUCUCGAGACUAUCAGGUUCGCAGAAAAGGGAACGCUCCGAUUGACAUGUACUGUCAAGACCGAAGGCGCUCUAGGACCAUAUCUCCAUCUCAGCAAGGGCGCAAUCCGAACAGCCAGCGCUUUCAUCAAUGAGGUCAUUGAGGCAGUGGAGUCGCUACCGGUCGAUCUCCCAGACGAGAUGGAGAGGCAUCUGGAAAAGCCAGAGGUCAAGCGAGCUAUCGAUCAAGCAAUGGGCCCCGGAACUACUACCAUCAUUGCUCGACCGACCGUCAACGUUGGCACGAUUAACGGCGGGCUCAAAGUCAACAUGAUUCCAGAAACAUGUACCUUUGAGCUAGAUAUUCGCAUGCCAGUGGGGAUGCGAGAAGACACGGUCCUAGAGCUGAUUGACACCAUCACUCCGCAGUAUGAGCCUGCGAGCAUUGUUAUCAAGAAACAGGGUGCUGCGAGUAAUCCCUUCAGUUACUCUGUAAUUGAUCAUCCCAUCGUUGGUCAUCUCAAGGACAACGCCGAGAGUCUGCGACCAGAUGCCGAUGCUCCUGUUCCCAUCCCCUCGAUGGGAGGGUCAGAUUGUAAGCAUUAUCGGUAUGCUGGUAUUCCGGCUUACAUCUUUGGCUGCAGUCCAGCGACAACAUUGCGCCGAUUAUCCGCAAUCAUGCCUGAAAAGAAGACCCUUGUUCUAGGAAGCGGCAUGGUUGCAAAGCCAUGUGUUGAUUACCUACUCCGGAACAAGAACAUCAUUCUCACAGUAGCUGGAAGGCCUUCCGCCAAAUCCAUCGCCCUUGACAUCGCUUCACCGGAGCUUGAUCGCUGCAUCGCCGAACACGACCUCGUUAUCUCCCUCGUCCCAUUUGUCCACCAUGCGACUGUCGUUCGGUCGGCUAUCAAAGGCAGAACAAACGUCGUCACCACAAGCUAUAUUCUCGAGUUCUACACAUAUCGUGGUGGCCUUCCUGCCCCAGAAGCAUCAGACAAUCCUUUGCGUUUCAAGUUCUCUUGGUCUCCCCGCGGCGCCUUGCUUUCGCAGCAGAACUCUGCCACUUUCCUCCAAGACGGGAAGGUCAUUAAGAUUUUCAACAAGGAUCUCAUGAGCAAGGCAGUUCCAUACCACGUUCUUGAUGAGUACUCGUUUCUUGCGUAUCCCAACCGAGACUCUUUAAAGGAGGGUAUGAAGUGGUCGCAUAUUCAGCAGCAGCUUACCGGCGCAACUUCUACCGCUGAGGUUGAUCUUGUGCCAAGUGAGAUCUUGGCCGGCCUCAAGUGGAUGGGACUGUUCUCGGAUGAAGUCGCUGCCAUCCGCGAUUCUCCUCUCGACACUCUUUCCGAUCAACUGGAAAGACUUUGCAGCUUUCAACCUGGUGAGCGGGAUCUGAAUACGAUCACGUCUACCCUCGAACUCUUUGGGGAGCCUGGCGGCUACUCGGCCAUGGCCAAGUCUGUCGGGUGGACCUGCGGCAUUGCCACCCAGCUGCUUCUUGACGGCGAGCCGGCCUUCAAGAAGCCUGGCGUGGUUGCUCCCUACUCCCGGGAGAUCUGCGACCCUAUCCGAGUCAGAGUCGAAGCUGGGGGGAUCAAGCUUGUGGAGCAUACUCUCUAG
Molecule: messenger RNA, 2151 nt
Organism: Fusarium redolens
Lineage: Eukaryota; Fungi; Ascomycota; Sordariomycetes; Hypocreales; Nectriaceae
Exons: 8
Coding region: 1-2151 (716 amino acids)
Cellular component (GO): cytoplasm
Molecular function (GO): saccharopine dehydrogenase activity; hydrolase activity
Source: RefSeq, a predicted model, not a curated record